AUGAGUUCAUCUCGAGUUAAACCACAACAACCCCCACAACAAGUGGUCAGGUCUCCAAACAAGCCGGACUCAAACGAGGGGAUAGAGAUGGAGAACAUCCAACACCAGGAUCUGGGACUUGGAGGUGUGAUUGGAACUCCAUCACCACCGUCCAGACAAGCAUGGAGCAGGGACAACCCAGGAUUUGAGCCUGAGGAUGAGAUUAUGAAAGCAAACUGGCCCCCAUCGAGUCCCGGGCUUAGAUCAGCCUCCACGGCCUCUGGCAGCAGCUGCAGCAGCGGCCUGGGCAGCUUCCCCCGUGAGGCUGUGUACCCCUCUCCCACAGGGGACAGCCAGCAGCAGGACAGAUACCCAAGCUGCUUGAAACGAAUACUUCACAAGAUAAGAGUUUUGUGGGGCACGGACUUGAUGGAGGACAGUGACAGUAGCAGGGAAAGAUAUCUGAGGAACAUCUUAAGGGAAAUGAUUACAUACAUUACGUUCCUCAUAACUCUGUGCAUCUUGACAUACGGGAUGGUGAGUGUCAACAUGUAUUAUUACACCAAAGUCAUGUCUCAGCUUUUCCUGGACUCACCAUUGUCAGUCGGAGAUCCUACAUCAUUUAGAAAUCUUGCCACAAUGGAUGAUUUCUGGAAGUACACAGAAGGCCCUUUUCUUAACGGCAUCUACUGGGAUGUGUGGUACAACAACAAAAGUCUAUCAUCAAAUCGGAGCCAUAUUUUCUAUGAGAACCUCCUACUCGGCGUCCCUCGACUCAGACAAGUGAAAGUGCGCAAUGAGUCCUGCUCUGUUCACGAGGAUCUUCGAUACAUAGUCCAAGACUGCUAUGAUAUGUACACCGGUUACAACGAAGACAAGGCACCAUUUGGCCCCAAGAAAGGAACAGCUUUUGUGUACACAACAGGCAGUGACAUGAAUAGCAGCAGUCACUGGGGCCAGGUGACAAAAUAUGGAGGGGGAGGAUACUAUCAAGAUCUAUCCAACACAAAAGGAGAAUCAUCACGUCAGCUGCAAUAUUUGAAAGAAAACUCAUGGCUAGACAGAGGCACAAGAGCUGUAUUCCUGGACUUCUCUGUCUACAAUGGCAACAUUAAUCUGUUCUGCAUCAUCAGGUUGUUGGUGGAGUUCCCUGCAACAGGAGGGAGUGUGACCUCCUGGCACUUUCAGACCGUGCGUUUGAUUCGUUAUGUGUCAAGCUGGGACUACUUUGUGGGCGUCUGCGAGAUCACCUUCUGCUUAUUCAUCCUUUAUUAUGUGGUGGAAGAAGCUUUGGAAAUCCGGAUUCAUCGGCUGCAUUACUUCAAGAGUUUAUGGAACUGCCUGGAUGUUCUCAUUGUCAUGUUAAGCAUCGUUGCAAUUAUCAUGAACAUAACUAGAACAGCCAUGGGAGGAAACCUGUUCAAGAUCCUGUUGGAGAACCACACUGGUCAUCCCAGUUUUGAGACUUUGGCGAACUUGCAAGUCCAGUACAACAAUGUAGCAGCAGUCAUUGUGUUCUUCUCAUGGGUCAAGCUCUUUAAGUUCAUUAACAUCAACAAAACCAUGAGUCAGCUGUCCACCACCAUAUCCCGCUGUGCAAAGGACCUAGUGGGCUUCGCCAUCAUGUUCUUCAUCAUCUUCCUGGCUUACGCACAGUUGGCAUACUUGGUGUUUGGGACGCAAGUCAACGAUUUUAGCACGUUUCAAGACAGCAUUUUGACUCAGUUUCGCAUUAUCUUGGGAGACUUUGACUUUUCUGAAAUCGAGGAAACAAAUCCAGUGCUUGGACCGCUCUAUUUCACCACCUAUGUCAUUUUCAUUUUCUUUGUUCUUCUGAAUAUGUUCCUGGCCAUCAUUAAUGACACUUAUUCAGAAGUGAAAGCAGAUAUGUCCCAGCAACGAUCUGAGAUGGAGAUGACAGAUCUCAUUAAAAAGGGCUGUAACAAAGCACUGAUGAAACUGAGGCUCAGAAAGACCACCGUAGACGAUAUCUCGGACAGUCGGCGUCAGACAGGGGGCAAGCUCAGCUUGAACGAACUACGUCAAGAUCUUAAGGGAAAAGGGCAUACAGAUGCAGAAAUUCAGGCCAUCUUUGCCAAGUAUGACCAAGAUGGUGACCAGGAGCUCACAGAACACGAACACCAACAAAUGAAGGACGAUCUGGAGAAGGAGAGAGAGGACUUGGAUCUGGAGCGUAAUUCUAUGGGCAGACCGAGCACUGGGCGAAGCUUCCCACGACCACAAGAGGACUCCGAAGAGGACGAUGACGAGGACAGUGGACACAGUUCUCGUCGUCGGGGCAGCAGCUCUGGGGGCGUGUCCUACGAGGAGUUUCAAGUGCUGGUGAGGCGCGUGGAUAGAAUGGAACACUCUAUUGGCAGCAUUGUGUCUAAGAUAGAUGCAGUGAUUGUGAAGCUGGAGACCAUGGAAAGGGCCAAAGUCAAAAGAAGAGACGUGCUUGGCAGACUUCUGGACGGAGUUAUAGAAGAUGAGCGGCUAGGGCGAGACACAGAGGGGCACAGGGAGCAGAUGGAGAGACUGGUGAGGGAGGAGCUCGAUCGUUGGGAAUCUGAUGACAUGACCUCACAGGUGAGCCAAGCCCAGGUCGCUACACCUGUGGGCCAGCGAGCCCACACCCCUUCCUCUAUGUCCACUGAGGGGCCGGAGAGCAGCAUUAUCCUCAGCAACGGACAUGUGUGA
Molecule: messenger RNA, 2679 nt
Organism: Knipowitschia caucasica
Lineage: Eukaryota; Metazoa; Chordata; Actinopteri; Gobiiformes; Gobiidae
Source: the annotation of a GenBank genome assembly